AGUCUCACCUCACCACACAACUGCUCAACGGCAUAUACAGCUAGACGAGAGCUAGAGCUAGAGAGAGAGAGAUGAGGCAGCCGAGCAGGUUCAAGAGGAUUUGCGUGUUCUGCGGCAGUAGCACCGGCAAGAAGACGAGCUACCGCGACGCCGCCAUCGAGCUCGCCAAAGAGCUGGUGUCGAGGGACAUUGACCUGGUGUACGGGGGAGGCAGCAUAGGGCUCAUGGGCCUCGUCUCCCAGGCCGUCUACCACGGCGGCAGGCACGUCAUCGGGGUCAUCCCCAAGACUCUCAUGACCAACGAGGUAACUGGAGAGACAGUCGGGGAGGUGAGGCCGGUGGCGGACAUGCACCAGAGGAAGGCAGAGAUGACAAGGCAAUCUGACGCCUUCAUAGCCCUGCCCGGAGGAUAUGGAACUCUGGAGGAGCUGCUUGAAGUGAUCACAUGGGCACAAUUAGGCAUCCAUCGUAAGCCGGUUGGCCUCCUGAAUGUUGAUGGCUACUACAACUCCCUGCUGACAUUCAUCGACCAGGCCGUGGAGGAAGGCUUCAUCAACCCUAGCGCUCGCCGCAUUAUCGUCUCGGCUCCCAUAGCACAGGAGCUCAUGGACAAGCUCGAGGAGUACGUCCCUUACCAUGACAGAGUUGCAUCUGGGCUGAAAUGGGAGCCGAGGAUCAUCUACGAUGCAGGCGAUGAUUCAGGAAGCAGCGUUUCAGCAUGACGCGCGCGCGCAGAUCAAGAUAAUUAAACUGCAGGCUCAUCUAUCUUGCAAGCUUCAUAAUUAGUUGUGUACGAUCCAUGCAUAAUGUAAUAGCUGGCUAGCUAGCAAGUGUAGCAACCUACUACCUUAAGCUUCUUUAAUUAGUUUUUGCAUGAAUUAUUUCCUCAGUAAGAAUCGGCCAAGAGUAGCUAGUAGUAAUGUAUGAAACUUGGCUUUUAUUGGUUGUCA
Messenger RNA from Phragmites australis (common reed), 950 nucleotides. RefSeq names its product probable cytokinin riboside 5'-monophosphate phosphoribohydrolase LOGL10. Lineage: Eukaryota; Viridiplantae; Streptophyta; Magnoliopsida; Poales; Poaceae. Gene Ontology annotation, molecular function: hydrolase activity, hydrolyzing N-glycosyl compounds. Gene Ontology annotation, biological process: cytokinin biosynthetic process. The record is from RefSeq and is a predicted model, not a curated record. The transcript is spliced from 7 exons. Gene Ontology annotation, cellular component: nucleus; cytosol. Bases 72 to 722 code for a protein of 216 amino acids.